Molecule: messenger RNA, 1540 nt
Organism: Sphaeroforma arctica JP610
Lineage: Eukaryota; Ichthyosporea; Ichthyophonida
Exons: 6
Coding region: 49-1371 (440 amino acids)
Source: RefSeq, a predicted model, not a curated record
CGACUACAUAGUUUCCUCAAUAGCACCGUGCAAGUACGUUUUGAAAUCAUGGGCGAGGGUAGUAGUAGACGCUCACCAAGGCUGGAUGAUGAUGAGCGAUUAUCCAGGCAUGGUAGUAGGGAUAGACAAUCAACAAGUUCUGUUGAUGACAAGCAGUCACCCAGGCGUGAUCAAGAUGAUGGGGGUACGGAAGGUGGUGCGAAACACGAUACACGAUCACCCAAGCGUGACCACAAUAGCAAGCGCCACAGAGAUAAUUCCCAAGACUAUCCUCGCAGUAGAAGCAGGUAUGGCAGAGGUGGCAGCGGUGAACGAAAACACAAUAUACGGGGUGAGCGAGACACCAGCCACCGACGCCGAAGUCGCAGUAGAAGUCGCAGUGGCAGUGUGAGGAGGCGGAGAGAUCCACGCAGCGGUGAUGCUGAUCGAGACGCCGAAUUUGAUAGUAGUGCAAGGUCUCAAGAUGGUAUACCGGAAAAGAAGGUGCGUAGUAGGCACUCUGAGAAAAGGCCAAGGCCCAGGUCACGAACUAGGUCAAGUUCGAGAUCAAGGUCAAGGUCAAGAUUAAGGACACAGGCUAAGUAUAAAAACAAAGGAAGGUCUGUCAGAUCGAGAUCAAACUCAACCAGUGACGAUGGGAGUGAAAGUGGUAGCACUGAUAGCGAUAGCGGGAGCGGAAGCAGCAGUAGUGGCAGUGAGAGCAGCAGUCGCGAUAGCAGGCGGAGAAAACGGCACAAGGCAGACAAGAAGACAAGGAAGGCACGAAACAAACGAGAUGAUCGAAAGAAAAGGCACAAGAAACACAAGAAGCAUAAGAAACACAAAUCUGAAAAGAAGAGUGGGAAGCAUAAGAAGGACAAGAAGAAGAAGGGGCGAAAACCAAAGCACAAUAGCGGCAAUGCCUCUGAUAGGUCCUACGGCAAGUACGGGAUCAUCAGAGACAGUGAUAUGUGGUCUAAACAGCCAGAACUGUUGGCCUAUGUUCAAGAGGUCAAGGGGCUCGAUCCAGACGUGGUGUCGAGAGGAGAUUUACGGGGGCAUUAUGAGGAUUAUAUGGAGAGUUACAACACGGCCACUCUACCACAUAAAAAGUACUACGAUCUAGAGAAGUGGACUAACGCAAAGGUUGCAAAAGGUGACGCUGGAAAAGACGGAUCAAUCGCUGCUAUGCUGCAUUCCGAUCCGUUCGCCUUUAACGAUGAAGAAUUGCUAAGACAAGAACGGAAGAAAGCACUGGCGGACGCAAAGAGUGUUAUCGAUCGAAAAGAAUUAUUAGCCAUGUCUCAGGUUAUGCGGGAGCGCGUUGAGGAGGAUUACAAGAAGAGACUGGGAAUGGAGACCAAUGAAAAUAGAGGAGUACGGUACCAGUAGCGCGGACAGCAGUUGAUGCCAUCACCUAUGUGAUUCUUGUAUAUCGGCAUUCUAACCAAAAAAUACUCGUUGGCUACUCACUAUAAAUGCUAUAGUGUUUAGCAUGUUUGUAAGAGUAUUAAAACACCCACGUCGAUGCAAUAUCAAAUAAAAUCAAUUUAGUAGAAGC